Myotis lucifugus (little brown bat) is the source of this 565-nucleotide messenger RNA. Its product is annotated as receptor for retinol uptake STRA6-like. NCBI's taxonomy places the organism in Eukaryota, Metazoa, Chordata, Mammalia, Chiroptera, Vespertilionidae. Gene Ontology annotation, cellular component: plasma membrane. The record is from RefSeq and is a predicted model, not a curated record. The transcript is spliced from 5 exons. Gene Ontology annotation, molecular function: retinol transmembrane transporter activity; signaling receptor activity. The coding region runs from base 41 to 517 and encodes 158 amino acids. Gene Ontology annotation, biological process: vitamin A import into cell.
UUUCCCCUCUUGUCUGGGGGUCAGAGGAGAAGAGCAGAGAAUGUCCAGCGCAGCAGGGAACCAGACCUCCUCUGGGACCACAGAGGACUAUUCCUACGGCAGUUGGUACAUCGAUGAGCCCCAGGACAGCCAGGAGCUGCAGCCUGAAGGGGUAGUGCCCUCUUGCCACCCCAGUGUGCCGCCUGGCCUCCUCCAUACCAGCUUGGCCGUGCUGUCGGUGGUUGUGUUGCUGCUGCUGGCCCUGCUGGUGAGGUGCCGGCAGCUCUGGCCCCAUGGCGGACACAGCAGGUCCGGGCUGCCCAGCCCUGUGGACUUCCUGACUAUGGAUGGGCCCUGGACCGUGCCCGCUGCUAUCUUUAUGGUCCUCUUCAGCUCCCUGUGUCUGCUGCCCUCGGCUGAGGCCCCGCUGCCCUUCCUCACCCUGACUUCACCAUCCAGCCGAGAUGGAAAAACUGAGGCUCCAAGAGGUAACUGGCUCAAGAUCAGAGAGCUGAUACUAGUCAGAGCCUGGAUUUGAACACCAGGCUCUUGCCUACUGAACCACCUGAGGGACUUGGAAGAUGGA